ACAGUAGGUCCGUAUAUCUGAGAGAAUCUAAGACCGGAAUUGCCUCAUAGCAUGGAUGGAUACGACCUCACUGUGGGGACGACAGUGGAAGUUCAUGGGCUGAUCAGCGAAGCUGGCUCUCGAUUCAAUGGCUGCACUGGUGUUGUGGCACAGAUCAACAAAGAUGGUCGAUAUGUCAUCAAGUUGAGAGACAGUAGUACCCAGCCUGUGGUCAAACCAUGCAACCUGCGUAAAGCAUCUCCAACAUGUCCGGACUGCAUUGAGGUUGGGGACUUGGUGGAGAUUACAGGCUUGACCAGUGAGCGUGGUCGUUGGCUCAACGAGCACUUGGGAUGUGUAAUGCCUGGAGCUGUAAUUGGAAGGUUGUCAGUAAAGAUUUGUGCCACAGGUCAGGAGAAAGCUAUUAAAGAACUCAACCUGCUGAAGCAUACAAAGGAGGUGAUUUUGGAACGUGCCCAAGGAUUGCUUGAGAAAGGACAUUUGUACGACUUGCAGCGCUUGCUUCGAGGAUUGCCCUUUGUUCCUGAAUGCUUGUCAGAAGCAUUGACUGCACGACUCGCUGAAGGCACGCAUUCGGAGAUUCUGGGCGGAACAUUGAAGCUAGUGGACAUCAGUGGCAAAGGCAAGGGCUACCGCACUGAACGAAUCAUUUCCGCGGGUGAAGCUCUACUUUUUGACACUGCAUUCUGCUCCACCUACAAAGGUCCGAGGGAGUACCACGAGAUGGAAACCGAAUGCAAAAAGAAGACUGAGAGAAAAGCAGUUGCAGAUUUUUUUGCAACCCAAGUCAUGACCUUGGCUUCAGGACCUUCUAUGAUGAGAAUGAUAGAGUCACAACUGAUAUCGAUUCUGAAGACCAAUGUGUUCCAAACUAUACGUGACCCAGACCAUGUUGCUUUGUUCCCUGCAGUUUCACGCUUCAAUCACUCAUGCUGCGCUAAUGCUUUCGCGGACACGUCGAAAACUCAAGCCACUGUGCGUGCACUUUGUGAUAUCCGAGCUGGCGAGGAAGUAUGUGUGUCCUAUUGUCCAGUCCACGCGCCGCGCCAAGAGCGGAUGGAACAGUUUUUUGGAAAAGGUUUCGACUGCAAUUGCGAGCGAUGCAAGCGGGAGGUACAGGAAGACCCACAGUUCUUGGUUCCGUGCAAGUGCGGAAAGCAUAGUUUCAGUGCUCAACAAAAUGCAAAGUCCAUGCAAAGAUGCCCGCAUUGCAGCUUGGAUUUUCUCAAGGAGACUUCCUUGGGCCACUUGCAGGAAGUUGAAGAGAUGAAUGCCUUCAUGCGGACUCAGGCAGCGGCAGCUGAAAAUCCAUUAAAUUUGAUCGAAACCCUCAAGCCCUUGGUUGAGAGAGUUAUUGAAGGUAGCUGUUUGGCACCCAAGACACAUAAUCAAACCAUCCAGCUUUUGAAUAAUUUCUCUGGGGCACAUUACUUUGCCGCAACGCGUGUACCUGGCCCGCAUCAAAGUGCAUCCUUUGCUGCCAGCUUUGCUUACAAAAAGAAGGUUCUACGUGCUCAAGCCACAAAUCAUGGACAAGGCACUUGCCAACGUGACAUGAACUAUUUCAUGAGCACCGAAUGCUGAUGGGACAGUUUCCCACCGCUGCUGAUCGCAAAGAGUGUGAGGAUGAAUUGGAAGAUUUGUGUUGGCUCCACAAUGGUGUCACUGCCCGUGUUUGCCGGUGAGUCAAGCCCGUCCCGCCAGAACGAACAAGGAUUUCAACUCCGGAAGAUGGGCAUUUCGUGUUUUGUUCUUGAGAAGGUGACUGUCACAGAAUCCACAUGUGAGCCGGUAUUGAUAAGAUUUGAGAGGCACAGAUAAAGAGAUGCAGUUUCAGC
Durusdinium trenchii is the source of this 1838-nucleotide messenger RNA. The record is from the annotation of a GenBank genome assembly. NCBI's taxonomy places the organism in Eukaryota, Dinophyceae, Suessiales, Symbiodiniaceae.